UUCAGUAAUCAUUGUAUGGUCAAGAAAUAUGAUUUUGAUGUGCAUAAAAUUCUUGGGAAUGUAGGUAGUUGCUGGGCGUUUUCAACUAUUGUUGCUGUGGAAGGAAUAAACAAGAUCGAGACCGGUUCUCUGAUCUCACUGUCGGAGCAAGAGCUGGUGGAUUGUGAUACAUCCGUCAAUGAAGGAUGUAAUGGUGGUCUAAUGGACUAUGCAUUUGACUUUAUUAUCAAGAAUGGAGGCAUUGACACUGAAGAAGAUUAUCCCUACACUGGCAGGGAUGGGAAAUGCGACACAUAUCGGAAAAAUGCCAAGGUUGUGUCCAUUGAUGGUUAUGAAGAUGUGACUCCAUACAAUGAGAAGGCAUUGCAGAAAGCAGCUGCAAACCAGCCAAUUAGUGUUGCAGUCGAAGGUGGUGGGAGAGACUUCCAAUUAUAUGAAUCGGGUAUAUUCUCGGGGAAGUGUGGCGUUGAGCUCGACCAUGGUGUGGCUGUUGUUGGAUAUGGAAGCGAAAACGGUGUUGAUUAUUGGAUAGUGAGGAACUCAUGGGGUCCGAGUUGGGGAGAGAAGGGAUACCUUAGAAUGCAGCGUAACGUGAGAGCAAAAUCUGGUCUCUGUGGUAUUGCAAUAGAGCCAUCUUACCCAACAAAGACGGGCCAAAAUCCUCCCAAACCCGCUCCAUCUCCUCCAUCGCCGGUCACACCACCCACAGCUUGUGAUGAAUACUCUGCGUGUCCUGCGAGCACUACCUGCUGCUGUGUCUAUGAACUUUACGGUGGCGCCUGCUAUGUUUGGGGAUGCUGCCCUCUCGAGGGUGCAACCUGCUGUGAAGAUCAAUCCAGUUGCUGCCCCCAUGAUCAUCCGGUGUGCAACGUCAGGGCAGGCACCUGUUCAGCGAGCAAGAACAACCCACUUGGAGUGGAGGCCAUGAAACAUAUUCUUGCCCAGCCAAUCGGGACUUUUGGGAGUGAAGGCAAGAGGAGCAGUUCUUGAGCGACUACAUGACGAUGUGAACUGGCCAGUGAGGAAAGCAAAACGCAAAUUUGUCAAUGACUGAAUUGUUUUAGUUGUUUGCAUUGCAAUCCUCAUUUAGUCAUUGGAGAUUGCGAGGCAGAAGGAUAAUGAAAUUUAAGUUUAUGAUUUGCUUUGUCCAUGCUAAUGUUCUGUAUUUGUAAUAUUGCAUUCCACACAAAACUGAUUGUUCUGAGUUCUCUGAUUAUGCAAACAAUUCUCCAUUUUCAUUAAUGAACAAGAAGUUACAUCAGUUAAAUUAGCUCA
Molecule: messenger RNA, 1275 nt
Organism: Olea europaea var. sylvestris
Lineage: Eukaryota; Viridiplantae; Streptophyta; Magnoliopsida; Lamiales; Oleaceae
Product: low-temperature-induced cysteine proteinase-like
Exons: 4
Coding region: 16-990 (324 amino acids)
Cellular component (GO): lysosome
Molecular function (GO): cysteine-type endopeptidase activity
Source: RefSeq, a predicted model, not a curated record